This is a messenger RNA of Saitoella complicata NRRL Y-17804, 754 nucleotides long. RefSeq lists its product as uncharacterized. Gene Ontology annotation, biological process: ribosomal large subunit biogenesis. The record is from RefSeq and is a predicted model, not a curated record. Lineage: Eukaryota; Fungi; Ascomycota; Saitoellomycetes; Saitoellales; Saitoellaceae. Gene Ontology annotation, cellular component: nucleolus. The transcript has 3 exons. The coding region runs from base 28 to 603 and encodes 191 amino acids.
CUUUCCACCAACAACCGCCAAGUCAACAUGAGGGUCCACACCUGCUACUUCUGCUCUUCCCCCGUCUACCCGGGUCAUGGUAUCAUGUUCGUCCGUAACGACUCCAAGGAGUUCCGGUUUUGUCGGUCAAAGUGCCACAAGAAUUUCAAGAUGAAGAGGAACCCGAGAAAGGUUCGCUGGACGAAGGCUUUCAGGAAGGCUGCUGGAAAGGAGAUGGUCAUCGACACCACGCUCACUUUCGCUGCCCGCCGCAACCUUCCCACUCGCUACUCCCGCGAUCUCGUCUCGAAGACGCUACACGCCAUGCGCCGCGUCGCCGAAAUCCGCAAAAAGCGCGAAAUCGCAUUCUACAAGAACCGCAUGGCCGGCAACAAGGAGCGGGAACUCAGGGAGGCGCGCAAGGUCGUGGAGAAGAACUCGGAGUUGUUGCAGGGAGAGUACGAUUCCGACGAGGAGGAGGAGUUGGAGGAGGAGGUUAUGGAGGUCGAGGAGGGGAUGGAUGUCGAGGAGGACGAGGAGGAGGAGAAGGAGAAGGUCAAGGUGUUGGUCAAGAACAGCAGGAAGAAGAAGGUCAGGAUGGCCGAUGGGAUGGACUUGGACUAGACCACACUCGCUGGUCGAAGUGGCGAGGGGGAGUUCUAUUGCAGUCGGUGUGCGGCGUGAUGAUACCGUGGAUGUGGUGUCUGCCUGUGCCGGUUUGCCGAUGUUGACUGCUGUUUGAUUGUUCUUGGUUUUGGGUACACGGUUUUUGGGA